AUGACAGAACAAAGAAUCCACACAGGAGAGACGCCCUACACAUGCUCUGAGUGCGGGAAAAGCUUCAGUCGGCGCUCAAACCUUAUCACACAUCAGAUAAUCCACACAGGAGAGACACCGUACACGUGCUCUGUGUGCGGGAAAAGCUUCAGCCAGCGCUCAAACCUUAUCACACAUCAGAGAAUCCACGCAGGGGAGAAGCCCUACACAUGCUCUGAGUGUGGGAAAAGCUUCAGGGGACACUCAGCCCUUUCUGUACAUCAGACAAUCCACACAGGGGACAGGCCCUAUGAAUGCACUGAGUGUGGGAAAACCUUCAAUCGCAGUUCGCACUUUAUUAGUCAUCAAACAAUCCACAGAGGAGAGAGGCCCUUUGAAUGCCGUGAGUGUGGGAAAUGCUUCACUAGCAGAUCAGACCUUUCUCAACAUCAGAGAAUCCACACAGGGGAAAGGCCCUAUGAAUGCCAUGAGUGUGGGAAAUGCUUCACUAGCAGCUCAAACCUUUCUCAACAUCAGAGAAUCCACACAGGGGAGAGGCCCUUUGAAUGCAGUGAGUGUGGGAAAAGCUUCACUAGCAGCUCAGACCUUUCUAAACAUCAGAGAAUCCACACAGGGGAAAGGCCCUAUGAAUGCCGUGAGUGUAGGAAAACCUUCAAUCGCAUUUCACACCUUAUUAGGCAUCAAACAAUCCACAGAGGAGAGAGGCCCUAUGAAUGCCGUGAGUGUCGGAAAUGCUUCACUAGCAGCUCGGCCCUUUCUGUUCAUCAGAGAAUCCACACAGGGGAAAGGCCCUUUGAAUGCCGUGAGUGUGGGAAACGCUUCACUAGCAGCUCAAACCUUUCUCAACAUCAGAGAAUCCACACAGGGGAGAGACCCUUUGAAUGCAGUGAGUGUGGGAAACUCUUCACUAGCAGCUCAAACCUUUCUCAACAUCAGAGAAUCCACACAGGGGAGAGGCCCUUUGAAUGCAGUGAGUGUGGGAAAUGCUUCACUAGCAGCUCAAACCUUUCUCAACAUCAGAGAAUCCACACGGGGGAGAGGCCCUUUGAAUGCCAUGAGUGUGGGAAAAGCUUCACUCAAAGAUCAGUCCUUUCUAGACAUCAGAGAAUCCACACAGGGGAGAGCCCCUAUGAAUGCACUGAGUGCGGGAAAACCUUCAAUCGCAGUUCGCACCUUAUUAGGCAUCAGAGAAUCCACACAGGGGACAGGCCCUAUGAAUGCAGUGAGUGCGGGAAAACCUUCAAUCGCAGUUCGCACCUUAUUAGGCAUCAAACAAUCCACAGAGGAGAGAGGCCCUACGAAUGCCGUGAGUGCAGGAAAAGCUUCACUAGCAGCUCAAACCUUUCUCAACAUCAGAGAAUCCACACAGGGGAAAGGCCCUUUGAAUGCACUGAGUGCGGGAAAACCUUCAAUCGCAGUUCGCACCUUAUUAGGCAUCAAACAAUCCACGGA
This is a messenger RNA of Mauremys reevesii (Reeves's turtle), 1452 nucleotides long. Its product is annotated as zinc finger protein 420-like. The record is from RefSeq and is a predicted model, not a curated record. The transcript is spliced from 5 exons. Gene Ontology annotation, cellular component: nucleus. Gene Ontology annotation, molecular function: RNA polymerase II cis-regulatory region sequence-specific DNA binding; DNA-binding transcription factor activity, RNA polymerase II-specific. The annotation marks the transcript as partial. NCBI's taxonomy places the organism in Eukaryota, Metazoa, Chordata, Testudines, Geoemydidae. Gene Ontology annotation, biological process: regulation of transcription by RNA polymerase II.